GAACAACAAGAUGGGAAUUACAAAUAUUCUUUAAUUCAUAAGUAUCAAAAUAGUUCCGAGUUCUUGUUUGUUUUGAAUUCUGAGGCAUGUAUGGGUUAAGUAUCACAGAAUUUUAUUAAUUCCAUAGAUAAUGGCAGACCAAAACCGUCAAGCUGGUGACACUGGCCCACCUAAAGGCAUACCAGCAUUAAAAGCUCACGUGAUCGCAAAUAAAAUAGAUGUGGCCCUCUGGGGAAUACGACUGCUCACAGUACUUUGCACAAUAGGAUAUGUUUUUCCUUUAUUCAAUAACCCAGUGUCUGCAUACUACAAGGCGUUACUUGGAAAUGCUGCGACUUCAGCUCUGCGGUUACAUCAGCGCAUACCGGCGCACGAGAUCUCCCUCUCGAGGGAGUUCAUGGUUCGGUUCUUCCUGGAAGACAGCGCGCAUUAUCUAUUCUACUCACUGAUACUGAUGAAUGUCGCACCAAAUUUGUUGAUUCUGACGCCGAUAUUUUUAUUCGCUCUUCUUCAUGCCGCAUCUUAUUCAUUGACCAUCCUUGACACAUUGGGUCAAAACUCUAUGUGGGUGGCUCGCUUGCUCAUCUCACUGGUGGAGUUCCAGUCGCGGAACAUUCUGCGCGCGGCGGCCCUCGCUGAAAUAGUACUGUUCCCGCUCAUAGUGAUAAUGGCCUUCUUUGGUUACUGUAGUUUGUUGACGCCAUUCGUGUACUACUACUUCAUAACGUGGCGGUACGCAUCCCGCCGUAACCCUUACACGCGGAACACGUUCCGCGAGCUGCGCGUGUUAGUGGAACGUAACGCUGAACGUCCCUCGUUGCCGGCGGCAGUCAAAUCGGCGCUGCUCUCCGGUGUACAGCUCGUGUGCCGCAUGGCACCGCCCAUGGAACAUGUUCAGCAACAGUGAGUAUUAUACAUACUUCAUGACGUGGCGGUACACAUCCCAUCGUAACUCUUACACGCGGAACACGUUCCGUGAGUUCCGCAUGUUAGUAGAACGUAACGCUGAAAGAUCUUCGCUGUCGACGGCGAUCAAGGC
Messenger RNA from Diatraea saccharalis (sugarcane borer), 1039 nucleotides. The record is from the annotation of a GenBank genome assembly. Lineage: Eukaryota; Metazoa; Arthropoda; Insecta; Lepidoptera; Crambidae.